Molecule: messenger RNA, 3438 nt
Organism: Colletotrichum graminicola M1.001
Lineage: Eukaryota; Fungi; Ascomycota; Sordariomycetes; Glomerellales; Glomerellaceae
Exons: 1
Coding region: 1-3438 (1145 amino acids)
Cellular component (GO): NuA4 histone acetyltransferase complex
Molecular function (GO): protein binding
Source: RefSeq, a predicted model, not a curated record
AUGCAGACCUUGGCGCCCAUUCAUCUUCUCCCCCAGAGACCUGAAGGCCCCCUCGAUCACUGGCGAGGUGCACAUUGGGGCAUGAAUAAUCCGGCCGCCUACACUCCUCUCGAGUCCCUCUUCCUUUUUCAAGCCAUCCUCAAGCACGGCGUUGAGGCUGCGGCCUUCAUCAAGGUUUCCGAUCUUCUCGUCAACAACUCCCUGAUCAAGGAUGACAAGACCUAUGACGCUAAACGACUGAGCCCGGAUGCGCUCCGGCAACUCUUCCUGCACCUGUUGCAGGAGGAGCUCCGGAGCGAGACCGCCACCGCCGAUAAGCCCGAUGGCACCUUGUCGCCCAACUCCAAAAGGCGCAAGCUCAACCGUCCGCCGUUGCCUACGUUGAAGGAGGUGAAGGAACAGCUGCACAAGCUCCCGGCCCUUGUUGAUCGGCUCUAUGCGAGGUACAAAGCUCACGUCGUAAAGGAUGUCAGAGACGACGAGCGGCGCAUCGAGACACUGGCAAGAGAGAUUCAGGUUCUCGAGGCGCAAGAGGCCAACGAACGGGCCAAGGCCAACGCGCCCCGCCAAGCAGGUCCUAACGGCACCUCCGGCCCCAAGACGACUCCGACGCCUGUCCCAAUACCAUCCCCCGUUCCGACUCCUGCACAAGCCGCGGCGCAUCAGCACGUCAAGCCGCCUACGGCGACGUCGUCCGCCGAGGUACCGAGACCGAUCAGGCCCGCGAGUGGACAAGCCUCCGCUCCCACCCAGACUCCUGUGCCCAUUCCAACACCCGUACCCUUGCCACCCCAGGCGCAUGUCCGGCCGCCAGCAAAUGCAGCAUCAACCCCGCCUAUCGCACCCCACCCUACACCGGCAAGGCGAGAUGCGGCUCCUCCAGGCGUAUCUCAACCGUCGCCCGUGGCUCCUCCGGCGCAAGCUGUCGCCGCGGCCGGGGCACCAGCUACGACACCUACCACCGCCUCAGCAGUCAAACAACACCCGCCCCCUAAACCUCCCAGUGGCUCUGGCCAGGUUCUGCAAUCUCCUAGCAGCGCUAUCCACCCGCCUGUGCGGCCUGGUCAGUCGACGUCGCCAGUUCCUCUGCCGACAAUUUCACCUCGGCCAGACAGCAUUACGAAGUCCCGUACGUCAGGGCCGGCAACACCUGCGCAGCCCUCAACACCAGGAACCCUCAAGUGGGAGAAGCCAUAUCAACCUGCUGCUCCAGCAUCGCAGUCACAAGGCCGUCCAGUGAUGCCGCCAAAUGUCCCUACAACAUCCACUCCGUCUACUCCCGGCCAGCCACAUCAUCCGUCACAACGGUACCCUCAACCGACAGGGCAAUACCACGGGCCACCGCAGCCACCGCAUGUUCCAAUCCAGCCAAACCCUGCGCAAAGAUAUCCCCAGCAACCGCAGUCGGUAUUGGUGCCGCCUCAACCGCAGGUUCAGGCUCAGGCGCAGGCGCAGGCUCAUCCUCAACCCCAGGGUCAGGCCACAGCACAAAGCGUCGCCCAGGUCCAGGCCCAGUCUCAGUCUCAGCCUCAAUCUCCUCAAGCUCAGCCGAAGGGGCAGCCAAAGGGCCAGCCAAAGGGACAGCUAGUGGCACCAAUGCAUUCCACGCCGGUCAAAGGUCCCCCAGAGAGGUCUGUCAUCCAGCCCCCGCAGGGUCGUCCGUUAUCAACGACCCCGAUUGCCCCUCCUGUGCGGCCACAGCCCACCCAGCAACAACAGCAACAGCAGCAGCAACAGCUGCAAAAGGCUCACUCACAAGCCCCUCCCGCCUCGCAACCUCCUCACCCCCCACAACCCCCUGCCGGAUACCAAACCCAACCGCGCCCUCUUGCCGCAGCCUCGCCGACCCCCUUCUCUGGCGCAUCAGGACAGACUACAGUUCCUCCCCCGAGAUGGCCCCAGUCCCACCCGUCGCCUUAUGCACAGCAACAGUUUAGUCCUUCGCCGGCCCCGGCCCCGGCCCCGGUCCCGGCCCCUACGCAACUCCAGGCGAAGCCGGCUGAUGCCCAGCGGCGCGUUAGUUCCCCGUUCAACAAACAACAACAACAACAACAACACCCCCGUCCAGCAAUACCUCCUCGCCUCGUCCCACAACUCGCAGCCACCCCUCAACCUGCACAAAAAGCCGCAAGCACGCCAAUUCCGCCUCCACAGACGCCUGUCACAGCACCUCCUACUUUCGUCCUUACUGGUUCUGGUACCAAGUGGACGUUGAAAUCGACUCCUUCUACGCCUCGUCCGUCCGGGGCCGGAAAGGAAGUUGCAAGCCCGGCUUUUGAGCCACUGAGCCCAGUGCAACAACCUGCAUCUUUGCCUGCACCGACACCAUCACAAGCAUCGAAGAAGGCCAGCCCGAAGUCGACACCGGUUCCCAUCCCGAUCCCGAAAACAGAGUCGAAAACCCCCGCACCUCGAGGCCGGGGCCGGCCACCUCGCAGUGCAAACAAGGUCCAUGCCGACACCACUCCGUCUUCAGUGGUUGGCAUGCGCAGGAGUCCGUCAGUGGCAUCUCAGACGGACGAGCUAUCGAUGGAUCACCAUGAGUUGGCGCCCAGAAUUAAGGAUGAGAACGCAACUCCUAGAGCGACUCCGAGAGCGACACCAAAGCCUCAGGAUGAGACAGGCGAUACCACUGCUGAUGAAAGCGUGCCCAGCCGAAGAAGCAUGGUCACUCCCAGCAGCGUUUCGUCCCGGCUGCCUCACAAACGCAAGCGUCAAGACACCCCGACCGAGCCGCUGCCUCUGCCCACGGCGCCCACUCAUGUCCUGUGGACGAGGCAGUUUGGCCGUGUAAGCGCCGCCGCCCUCGAUCAAAUCAGCGCCCAUAGAUUUGCAAAUCAAUUCGCAAACCCGAUUCGCGAGCGAGACGCGCCUGGCUACAAGACGCUCAUCCUGCAGCCUCAGGACAUUAAGUCCAUCCGCGCAGCCAUCACUCACGGGAACAGAGCGGCUACUGAGGCCGCCAAGGCUCUGCCCGAGGGAGAUCCGGGCACUGGCUCUGUUCUGUUACCGAUCAGUGACGACUUGGUGCCUCCCAAGAGCAUCAUCAACAGCGCGCAACUUGAGCGAGAACUAGUCCACAUGUUCUCCAACGCCAUCAUGUACAAUCUCAACCCCAGCCGCGGACCGGGCCCGGCUUUCAUGAAGGGCGGUACUGCGGCUGAUGGUGCCGAUGUGGUGGGAUAUGAGGUCGACGAGGACGCGGUCGUCCGUUCUACGAGGAUGAUGUCCAUGGAGGUUGAAAAGAUCAUUGGCGAGCUCCGUAAUGCAGAGAAGGAACGCACAGGUCAAGCCCCAUCUAAUGCUGGCAACACGAGGCCGGCAAGCGUAGCCACUGGCGAAGACACGCCGAUGGCCGAGGACGAUGUUGAUGAGCUGGCGGGCGAUACAGACUUGGGAGCGACAACGAGGAGACGGCGCGUAGGCACGAGAAACUAG